Oryzias latipes (Japanese medaka) is the source of this 924-nucleotide messenger RNA. The record is from RefSeq and is a predicted model, not a curated record. NCBI's taxonomy places the organism in Eukaryota, Metazoa, Chordata, Actinopteri, Beloniformes, Adrianichthyidae.
UAACUACCUGAAUCUUUCUUCGCAUUCUCUUGUGUGUAGGACGAAGGCUCUGAGGAUUGUUCGCCAUGCCUGCAGGGCCACUACUGCAGCGAUGAGACCACCAGUGAGGAAGCCAUGUUAAGUGUUAUGGUGUGCCCCCCAGGUUUCCUCUGCUCACAGGGUUUGGCCAGAGACCCCCAGCGCUCAGCCACUCUCUGCCCUCGAGGUUUCUACUGUCCCGGAGGAGGCAUUAAUCCAAACCCCAUUCCUUGCCCCAACGGCACAUACGGAGAUUCCCCUGGGCUUCGGGAUGUCGCAGAGUGUUUUAAGUGUCCUGAGGGGAAGUACUGUUUUUCCCAGCAUCCUUAUGAACAGCCCAUCACAAAGCCUACAGGGGAGUGUCCUGAUGGACACUACUGCCCCGCAGGGACAGGCCACCCUUUAACCUAUCAGUGCCAUACUGGCAGGUACAGAAACAACACUCUUGGUCACGGUGGAGAAGUGUGUAUUCUCUGUCCGUCCAGGCAUUUCUGCAACAGCCUGGGAACAUCUGCCCCUACAAUCUGCCCUCAGGUCAGAAAUUACUUAAAAAAUGUUCUGCUGCACAAAAGUGAUGAAAAACUAUUUUAUUUAUGUUGCUCUAUAACUAUAUUCAGGGUUUUUUCUGUCCAAAUGGUACCUCCACUCCCAUACCUUGUCCUGAGGGGACCUACAGCUCGCGCUCUGCACUUGGUGAUGUAUCAGAGUGCUCCCCUUGUGGUGGAGGAGAGUAUUGCGCUGGUGUGGGACUCAAAGAGCCUUCUGGAAGCUGCAAGGAGCGUUUCUACUGUAGAGUAGGAGCUACGUCUUCAGUAUGGCUACCCUUUUUCUAAAUAUGUUUUAGUUGCAGAUAAAAUGCAAUUAAUUUCCAACAUUUUUGUAAAUUGUCUUGUUUUAGCCUGUUUA